AUGCUCGAACUCCGCAUCAUUCACACUUCAUCGAGUCAUUGGUCGUCACCUCUAUAUAUGGUACCUGAUAAAUCUGAAGGUAGAAAUCUACAAGCACAAGAACCUUGCGAAGAGGAUCGCCUUCUUGUUUUUCUGUAUAAAGCCACUAUACCAGUCCCUCGUCUCAUAAAAGGUUUGAUUGUGCACCACAGUCAGACUAGGUCUUCUGGUGAGAAAGAUGAGAAUUUCAGCUGGGUUCCAGAAAAUAUUGGCCAAUUCAUAAUCGCGAACAUCGAGUCAGAGAGCUGUUGGGCCUGGAAACCGGACAAGUUGGAUAUUCAGCCAACGGGUAUGCGUUGGGUUAACCAAAUAACAGGAUACACAAACUGGUAUAGAUGA
Messenger RNA from Opisthorchis viverrini, 378 nucleotides. RefSeq lists its product as hypothetical. The transcript is spliced from 3 exons. The coding region runs from base 1 to 378 and encodes 125 amino acids. NCBI's taxonomy places the organism in Eukaryota, Metazoa, Platyhelminthes, Trematoda, Opisthorchiida, Opisthorchiidae. The record is from RefSeq and is a predicted model, not a curated record.